AUGAACACGCACCAGCCGACUUCCUCUGCCAUCCAGAGCGUCGAGUUUGGUUUUCUCUCUACUCAAGAUGUUCGCACGCUCUCGGUGAAGCGCAUCACCAACCCGACUACUUUUGAUUCACUGCUGCACCCUGUCGCUGGCGGGCUGCACGAUGCUGCGCUAGGCGCCUUCCUCGACAAUCCCUGCUCAACAUGCGGUCUCACAACCUUCAUGGGCUGCCCCGGCCAUUGCGGUCACAUCGAGCUUCCCGUGCCCGUCUACAACCUCACCUUCCUCGACCAGCUUCUGCGACUGCUUCGGGGCAAGUGCGUCUACUGCCACCAGCUCAAGCUGGCCCGUGUCACCGUCAACGAAUUCGUCUCAAGAUUGCGCCUAAUACGAUGUGGACUUGUGCAGGAAGCAAACGAGUUGCACGAGCACGUCAACGCUAGCAAGGGAAAAACGAAGCGCACCGCGCAGGAGUCGGACUCGGAGGACGAGAAUGAUGACAUCGUGUCUCAGCAGAACAACUACGUCAAGAAAUGCCUGAAGAAGGCUGGCAUCACGAGUCGCGACGUGCGGUCAAUCAAGGAGAAGAACGACGCCAUCUCCGAUGCGCGGCGACAGGUACUGAAGGAGUUUUACGCACAGGUCGCCUACGGCAAGAAGUGCAAGAACUGCCAGGGCAUAAACCCUACCUACCGAAAAGAUCGCGGUGUUAAGAUUUUCAGGAAGAAUCUCAGCGGCAAGGACAAGAUGGCCAUGGCACAGGCGGAGAAGCGCAUGACAAACCCUCUCGAUAUUCUUGCGAGACGGGAAGCCAAGGCAAGGAAGCAGCCAGUGCACGCCGACGAAGGCGUCGCCGAUCUUGACCCCGCGUCUGAGGAGGAUGAGGGUAUCGAUUUGGACGACGUGGACGACGGUUCAUUAGUAGCUACCGAGGCGCGCACUGGCAACAAGUCAAGAACAGCUGUCGAUCCGGCCGACGGCGCCCAGGAGUACAUGACCGCGGCAGAAGUCAGGGCGGCCAUGAUCUUGCUCUUCGAACAGGAAGCGGACAUGAUGCGACUCUUGUACAGUCCCUAUGCAUCAAAAUCACUGGUCAGCGUGACCGCGGACAUGUUCUUCACAGAGGCGGUUGUCGUGCCACCGAACAGAUACAGGCUCGAGGACAAGACUGGAGAUUCAAUUGCCGAAUCACCAAAGAACAGUCUCUACAAAGGCAUUCUCAAUGCUUGCGACGCGAUGCGACAAAUAAGCAAUGAGAUGAAGGGCCAGGAGAACGAAGCCGGGUACCGACGACGCAAUUUCGACGACUUGCAAACGCAAUGGGUGAACCUUCAAGGCGCAGUCAAUGCGCUCAUUGACAAGGAGGCAAAUCCUACACAAGGCCGAGCCGCCAUCACCAACGCCGAUGGUAUCAAACAGGUUCUCGAAAAGAAGGAGGGUUUGUUCCGAAAGAACAUGAUGGGCAAGCGUGUCAACUUCGCUGCUCGCAGUGUCAUUUCGCCGGAUCCUAACAUUGAAACCAACGAGAUCGGCGUUCCGCCUGUCUUCGCAAUCAAACUGACAUACCCUGAGCCUGUAACCAACCACAACUUUUACGACUUGAAAGAAGCUGUGCUCAAUGGUCCUGAUAAAUGGCCCGGUGCUGUCGCGAUUGAAAACGAGUCCGGUCAAGUUAUCGCGUUGCGUAAGAAGAACUACGAGGAGCGACUGGCUCUUGCAAACCAGCUGCUUGCGCCUUCAAAUUCGUACGGGAAUGGAUCGAAGAACAAAAAGGUCCAUCGUCAUUUGAACAACGGCGACGUGGUCAUCAUGAACCGUCAACCGACACUGCACAAGCCGUCCAUGAUGGCGCACAGAGCUCGUGUUUUGCCAGGCGAGAAGACCAUUCGCAUGCACUACGCCAACUGCAACACCUACAAUGCUGAUUUCGACGGUGACGAGAUGAACAUGCAUUUUCCACAGAACGAGCUCGCUCGCGCAGAAGCCAUGACCGUCGCGGACACCGACCACCAAUAUCUCUCUGCGACUGCAGGCAAGCCUUUGCGUGGAUUGAUUCAGGACCAUAUUUCCAUGGGAGUCUGGAUCACGAACAAAGAUACAUUUUUCACACGCGAAGAGUACCACCAAUUGUUGUACUCGUGCUUACGGCCUGAGGAUGGGCACACGACAUCUGGACGACUCGAGACUGUGGAUCCUGCCAUCUGGAAGCCUGUGCCCCUAUGGACCGGAAAACAGAUCUUCACCACCGUGCUGAAGAACGUCAAACCCGCGGAAUACCAAGACUUGACAAUGACAUUACUCGGACCUGCCGGAGGUGGCUUCAUUAACGGUGUCUACGAAGCGUACGGCGAGACGAUAGCUGGACGAGUCCUCAGUAUCAUUGGUCGACUACUCACGAAGCUGCUCCACAUGCGUGCAUUUUCUUGUGGCGUAGAAGAUCUCAUCCUUACAGAGGAAGGUGACAGGGCCCGUAUUGAGGAGUUGAGCAAGGCACAAACAUCCGGGUUCAAAGUGGCGACGGAGUAUGUGACCCUGGAUGCCAGCAAGAUUGACCCUAUGAAUCCUGAGCUUAGGCGACGAAUGGAGGAUGUUCUGCGCGACGAUGAGAAGCAACGCGGCCUCGACAUGCUCACCACCACGGCCAACAGUCAAAUAUCUGCAGCGGUCACUACGGCCUGUCUUCCUGGACAACUAAUCAAGCCCUUCCCGAAGAAUCAAAUGCAGGCCAUGACGGGCUCUGGGGCCAAGGGUAGUUUGGUCAACGCCAACCAGAUCUCAUGUAAUCUUGGUCAGCAGGUUCUUGAAGGUCGACGUGUCCCUGUCAUGGUCAGUGGCAAGACGCUGCCAUGCUUCAAGCCAUUUGAAACAAGCGUACGAGCUGGAGGAUACAUUGUCAACCGCUUCUUGACUGGAAUUCGGCCACAGGAGUACUACUUCCAUAUGAUGGCUGGUCGUGAAGGUCUUAUUGAUACUGCCGUCAAGACAUCGCGCUCUGGAUACCUACAACGAUGUAUUAUCAAGGGCAUGGAGGGGCUACACGUCGAAUACGAUACCUCGGUGCGUGACUCAGACGGAAGCAUGGUCCAGUUCCUUUACGGUGAAGACGGUCUCGAUAUCACGAAGCAGAAAUACCUCAACGACUUCAAGUUCCAGGCAGAGAACUUCUUGUCUCUAGCUCAGACAUUGCAGACGCAGGCAGCGUUCGGGCGUGUCUGGAGCCCUGAGGCUACCGAGCACAACAAGAAGGCUUCGAAGAAGGCUCGCAAGGGCGACAUUACAUCAAUGGAUCCUGCUCUCGCACUAUACGAACCAUCUCGACACAGCGGUAGUACUUCGGAGAAGUUCUACCAGGCGAAGAGGGAGUACACCGAGAAGAACCCAGAUAAGCUUCUGAAGCACAAGAAGAAGGAUCCUGAAGGCGAGAUUCUCAAGAAGAGUUUCGAGCAAAUGCUUGAUCUCAAAUACCUCCGAUCUUUGGUGGAGCCUGGUGAGGCCGUCGGCGUGGUUGCGGGACAGUCCAUCGGCGAACCUUCGACACAAAUGACAUUGAACACCUUCCAUUUGGCCGGUCACGCCGCAAAGAAUGUCACGCUUGGUAUCCCACGUCUCCGAGAAAUCGUUAUGACAGCUAGUGCAAAGAUAUCGACACCUGGUAUGCAACUCUACCCACAUAAAGAGCUCUCGGAAGAGGACAACAAGAAAUUUGCGAAGAGUAUUACCAGACUGCCACUUGCGGAUGUGCUGGACAAGGUGACCGUGACCGAGUCGACCGGCCAAGGCACCCAGUACAGCCAGGCCAGAAUCUACAAGGUCCGACUAGAUUUCUACCCAGCCAAGGAGUACACCCAAGAGUACGCCAUCAAGGUUCGCGAUGUGGCAGAAUCGAUCGAGCAGAAGUUCUGUCCGCGUCUGCAGAAGGCCAUCCGGGCCGAUCUCAAGAAGAAGGGCGAGAAUACAUCGCUCUCGACUGCUAAGGCCUCGGGCGCUGUACCGAACGUUGGUCAGUCCAACCGUAAUAUUGAGCAGCAGACCGCCCAGGAAGUCGAUGAUGCAACUGCCGCCGACAAGGAGGGUGGUCCUGAGGACGACGACAGCGACGAUGGUGAAGGCGAGGGUGACGUAACACACACCAAGCAGCGCGGUCGCCGUGAAGACAGUGUAGGCUACGAAGAUCCUGAGGAGGAGGAACAAGCUAUGAACGAUGCCCUCGACCGUGUUGAGGCCCCUUCGGACGACGAGACAUAUGGCGGCUCUCCUAAACCGUCUCGCAAUUCCACGCCUGAACUAGAUUCGGACGACGAUGAUGACGAACGCCUUCUCGUUCCCACCGACGAAGCCUCCGACGUCCGUAAGGACCGCAUUACGGGUAAAAAUACCGACGUCUCCGACUUCGUCUUCGAUGACAAGAAGGGCGCGUUCUGCGAAAUCACAUUCGAGUUCAGCUCUUCGGCAGCCAAACUGCUCAUGCUCAACCACGUCGAGGCCGCCGCAUCUUUUGCUACCAUCCACGUGAUCCCUGGUAUCACAUCAGCAAUGUACUCAGCAGCAGCCAAAGGCGAGGAAGCCGCCAUCAUCACCGCAGGCUCCAACCUUCUCGCCAUGCGCGAAUACAGCCACAUCAUCGACGUGAACCGCAUCUUCACCAACGACAUUGUCGGCAUGCUGCAGUUGUACGGCGUGGAAGCAUGUCGCGCAACUAUCGUGAGGGAAAUGCACGCCGUCUUCUCGGGUCACGGUAUCAGCGUCGACCUGCGCCAUCUCAACUUGAUCGCCGACACGAUGACCAAGGGCGGAGGCUUCACGCCUUUCAACCGCAUCGGUCUCAAGACCAACGUCUCUCCUUUCUCGAAGAUGAGCUUCGAAACCACAGUUGGCUUCUUGAAAGACGCGGUGCUCGAGCGCGAUUGGGACGACUUGUCGAACCCAAGCGCGAGGAUCGUGGUCGGAAGGUUGGGCAAGUUGGGUACCGGCGCUUUCGACGUACUUGCACCAGUGAACGUCAUUGACCCGUUGAAGACGGAAGCUGAUGAGAUUAACGAUGUGAUAAACGGCGUGGAAGAUGACGUUGAAAUGGAGGAUGCGGAAUAG
Parastagonospora nodorum SN15 is the source of this 5076-nucleotide messenger RNA. RefSeq lists its product as hypothetical. The transcript has 3 exons. Gene Ontology annotation, molecular function: DNA-directed RNA polymerase activity; DNA binding. NCBI's taxonomy places the organism in Eukaryota, Fungi, Ascomycota, Dothideomycetes, Pleosporales, Phaeosphaeriaceae. Gene Ontology annotation, cellular component: RNA polymerase I complex. Gene Ontology annotation, biological process: DNA-templated transcription. The coding region runs from base 1 to 5076 and encodes 1691 amino acids. The record is from RefSeq and is a predicted model, not a curated record.